This is a messenger RNA of Phialemonium atrogriseum, 2181 nucleotides long. Its product is annotated as CwfJ C-terminus 1-domain-containing protein-like protein. Bases 237 to 1892 code for a protein of 551 amino acids. The transcript has 2 exons. Gene Ontology annotation, biological process: mRNA splicing, via spliceosome. Lineage: Eukaryota; Fungi; Ascomycota; Sordariomycetes; Cephalothecales; Cephalothecaceae. Gene Ontology annotation, molecular function: RNA lariat debranching enzyme activator activity. Gene Ontology annotation, cellular component: post-mRNA release spliceosomal complex. The record is from RefSeq and is a predicted model, not a curated record.
GCCAGCAUUUGCAUCAUCAAUUUUGAGGUUCACGGCUUGAGGAUAUCGCCUCUGCGCCUCAACUCGAUUGAGCCGGCGUCUUCUGGCGUCUCUUACGCUUUUCCAAUCUUUUCCAAACCUUCCCAGUACCACCCAAGCGCGCGCCACCUUCUACUCUUAAACGCGCCAGAUCACCGCGAUCUAUGGGGGGUCUGAACUCCCAAUAGGCCUACCUGCCCUGUGGGCUUCAAGCCAUCAUGGCAACGAAAAUCUUCGUAUUCGGCAAUGCCAAUGGCCAACUCGAAGCGGCCUUCAACAAGCUGAGCACCUUGCAUGCGAAAAACAACUUCUCCCUUGCCAUUGUGACGGGCAACCUCUUCGCCGAGGCCGAAGACGACGAUGCCGUCGCCGCGCUCCUCGAUGGCCGAAUCUCGGUUCCAUGUCCGACAUACUUCACGGUCGGCACACACGCAUUACCCCCGCCGGUUGUUCAGAAGAUUGAGAGCGACGAGGAGAUUGCGCCGAAUCUACACUACCUUGGAAAGAGAAGCGUGACCAAGACCUCGGAGGGGCUGCGCAUCGUGGCGCUGGGCGGAAUGUUGGACACGACGAUUGUUGGUGGGCAAUCUAAGGAGCAGCACCUGCCAUUCCACACGCUAGACGACGCAAAAGCUCUGCGAGGCGCAAACUCUGCUGAUAUCCUCCUCACAGCCCUGUGGCCGGCGGGUGUGUGGAAAGGGUCGAAUGUUGCGAUGCCGGUCGAGCCUGCCAAUAUCCCGGCUACGGAUUCAGUCGCGGAUUUGUGUGCGGCGCUAAAGCCACGGUAUCACCUUUCUGCGUCACCCGGGGAAUUCUUCUACGAGCGAGAACCUUUCUUUUUCCCACCAGCAGAUGAUGGGGGCCAGCCGACUGGCGAAGUGACGCGCUUCAUCUCCCUAGCUCCAUUCGGCAACACAUCCAAGGCCAAGGCCCUCUACGCCUUCUCUCUCCAGAAUGAGACGCCGGUUUCCUUACCACAAGGGAGCACAUUAUCUCCCUUCUCCCGCCCUGCCUCCGGGAAGAAGCGUCCGGCAGCAGAUUCCGGCUCCUACUCUCGCUUCGGAAACGGGCAUCCGAACGAGCACAAGCGGCGUAAGAGUUGGCGGGAUCGAUCACCACCACCCGGACCCGACAAGUGCUUCUUUUGCCUGUCGAACCCCAACUUGUCCACCCACAUGGUGUGCAGCAUCGGCGACGAAUGCUACGUCGCCACGGCCAAGGGCCCCUUGCCGUCCGCCGCCACCUUCAAGAACCACGGCCUGGAAUUCCCGGCCCACGUGGUCAUCGUGCCCCUGACGCACGCACCGACGGUGACCACGGCCGCGAUGGGGGAGACGGACGCCGCAAACACGUUCAAGGAGAUGUCGCGCUUCCGCGAGGCGCUGCAGGCCAUGGUGUCGUCGCAGACGAAGCAAAAGCUCGGCGCCGUGACGUUCGAGAUCAACCGCGCGAGGGGCAUCCACGCGCACUGGCAGUUCCUCCCCGUGCCGGCGAACAUGGUCCAAAAGGGCCUGGUGGAGGCCGCCUUCCGGGUCGAGGCGGAGAACCUGAAGCUCCCCAAGUUCGAGGUCAAGGACUUCGGCGUCGGGGACGAGGUCGGCGGCGACUACUUCCGAGUGUGGAUUUGGGCCGAGGAGGACGGCGGCGACGACGACGGCGGGCGGAUCAUCGGCAAGAGCCUCCUGAUGCGGUUCGACGAGGGCGUCCGGUUCGAUCUGCAGUUCGGUAGGCGCGUCCUCGCCAAGCUGCUCGGCCUUGAUAGCCGGUUGAUCUGGCAGGACAUACAGCAGACGGAGGAGGAAGAGACUGCCGAGGCCAGGGCGCUCCAGAAGACGUUUAAGCCGUGGGAUUUCACGAUGGCGGAUGCUUCGUGAUGGUCCGUCUUUCUGCUGGGCUGCAUGGGACUGGCGAUCUGGCGAACGAGUAGACUCGCCGAUGGGGUGGAUAUUCGUCGAUCUUGGGAGGAUGUACGAUAUUCAAAAAUAGGUCCCUAGGUAUACCCCUGGGAGCUUAACACCGGUAGACGGUAAAAUCGGAUAGAGCAAUAAUGGCGUUGAGCCAAAACUGCCCCACUAUGGGGGCCAAUCUAUCAGCUUAUCUUAUCGCUCUUUGGCCUUAUCGGCUCAGCGAGGUGGGAAAAAAAAUCGAGAUCAUUGCCAGCUC